AUGGGCCUGACAGCCGAUACAACGACCAAGAAGAACCCAUUUGACCUUUGUGCUUAUUCUGAGCUGGUCUACGAAACCAUGACUCUGAUCCUCGAUAGAUUUGAAGACUCGGGGAAAAUGCAAAAUCGAUAUGGCUGUGCCGGUGUGAAUGCAUCUCAGUUAGGACCUGAUGGGCCCAAAAGCGUCUUCCAGCAGCUCAGCACAUCUUUUAAUAAUUUCUCGGCCAAGUCAACAUCCAUUGAUCGCGCCAGAUCUACACUUAUCAAAAAGACACACUGGGUUAUUCGUGAUCACAAAAAGUUUGAGACGCUCAUAUACGAUGCAAAGGGCUACAUUGAUAGCUUGCAAGAUAUCACCAAGAACCUUGAAAGUCAUUCCAUUCAUGAUCAGAAGGAUGUCAUGACAAUGGGUGUCCGCAGAAUCAACGACACGAGAGCUUUGGGAUGGCUAUCGGAAGUGUGUAUAGUCGAUUACCCAGAGCUAUCAGAUGCUGCGACUUCGAAGGCGGAGACAAUCACCCAAGCCAGCAUCUCGAAUGAAAACCAAGACGAGAGAAUUAUUCACGGGUUCGUGAGCGAGAAUGAUAACGAUUCCGAUGGAGUGAGUCUGAACUAUGUCAUUGCCAGCUUGGAGGAUAUGACAGUCACCCAAUUGAAACAUGAGCUUUCAACGUUUCGUCUGCAAGAAAAACUUCGAGCCAAAGAAGCGAUGCAGCGCGAGGAGAAAAACCAGAGUGAAUCGGAACAGCUAGCCGAUGAUGAUGAUGAUGAACCCGGGGAUGAGUCAAGUUUGGGGGGGUACAAGAUAUCUGAAAAUCGACCGACCAAAAGGGGAGAACAACUCCAGUCGCGUGGCGGAUAUUUCCAGGGCCUCUGCAGACCAAGCAUUUCUUAG
This is a messenger RNA of Penicillium cataractarum, 894 nucleotides long. RefSeq lists its product as uncharacterized. The record is from RefSeq and is a predicted model, not a curated record. Bases 1 to 894 code for a protein of 297 amino acids. Lineage: Eukaryota; Fungi; Ascomycota; Eurotiomycetes; Eurotiales; Aspergillaceae. The transcript has a single exon.